UGGCGGCGGGCGUCGUUAGUCACUUCAGUUCGUUCGCCUGGUCAACAUCAGGAACAGGAGGCAGAGAGUGAGAAUCGCGGCACAGUCUUAAGAUCCGCGAGUUCGCAGAUCCCCCAAAAAAUACUAUCUUAGAAUUGAUCCACACACCCUACCAUGUGCCUUUCAUCUCCGGUUACCGGCCAGAGCCAGACUCCAGCUGUUGGCCAGUGCAACGGAUCGUGUGGCCUGGACAGCAACGGAAACCGUACCGCAACUGUCACUGCUCCCAACCAAAAUGGCGAACUGAAGCACAGAGGCAAAGCCCACACCAAAGACUCCGAUGACGAUAACCUGGGCUACAAGGAGGAGAAUGCCGUGUACAAGGAAACCCCAGCUCUGGACAGCCAACAGGAUCUGAAGCUAAAGGAGACGGAGCAGGCUGAGGAGGAGGAGGAGUAUCACCCUCAGAUCAGAUGGCCGGAUUUAGGGGCCCAGACCUUUUUGCACGUCGGUGCUCUGUAUGGCCUCUAUCAGCUCUUCUACGCCAACUUCUACACAUUCCUCUGGGUGGUCGUCACCGUAUGGGUCUCGGGUAUCGGAAUCACGGCGGGAGCCCACAGGCUUUGGUCUCACAAAUCCUACACAGCCUCGUUGCCAUUACGUAUUCUGCUGGCUUUUGCUUUUUCCAUUGCGGGUCAGAGGGAUGCUUAUACAUGGGCUUUGGAUCACAGGAUACAUCACAAAUUCUCCGAGACGGACGCCGAUCCGCAUAAUGCAAAACGAGGCUUCUUUUUCGCCCACGUAGGCUGGCUGUUCCUAACCCCCCAUCCCAAGGUCAUCGCCAAGCGAAAGGUCAUUGACAUGUCCGACUUGGAGGCGGAUGCAGUGUGCAUGUUCCAGCGAAAGUACUACAUCCCGCUCUUCGCCCUUUGUUCCAUCAUUCUGCCAGUGGCUGUGCCAUGGUACUUCUGGAACGAGGACUUGUGGAUGUCCUUCUGGAUUAACUUUAACAUGCGUUUCACCUGGACCCUCAAUGUGGCCUUCUUCGUGAAUAGUGUUGCUCAUAUGUACGGCAACAAACCCUAUGACAAGAACAUUAUGUCUGUAGAGGCUCCUAUUGUCUCCUUGCUGGCCAUGGGAGAAGGAUGGCAUAAUUACCACCAUGUUUUCCCCUGGGACUACAAGACGGGCGAGUUUGGCAAUUACAGCCUCAACAUUACCACCGGUUUCAUUGACUUUUGCGCCUGGCUGGGCCUGGCCAAAGGAAGAAAAUCAGUAUCUCCUGACAUGGUCAUCCGGCGGGCGGCAAAGUGCGGAGAUGGCACUCGUUUCCUGGAUGAUGACCAUGCCCACAAGGAUCAAGUGUGGGGCUUCGGGGACAAGGAUAUUCCUCGCGAGGACCUCCAGGAGCUGGCCAAGAUGCAAAACUAAUCGGACAUCGGCCAUGUAUUAUCAUUUUAGCCUGUGGUUUUCAUAGAAUUAAGUAUCUAAAUGCACCUUUCGCCAAUCCGUGAUUAAUAUGAAUCCCAUAACAAUCAAAACCCAUUUUUUUGUACCAUCUUAUACCAAAAAGCCAUCCUCAUCCCAACGCGGAUCGCUAGGAUCUGAGUAUUGUAGGGACGCUAGUCUCCCAAUGUUGCUUUCGUUACUUACCCUCGGGUCAAUAAACUCUGUUUUUUGUAUUAAACAUUA
This is a messenger RNA of Drosophila bipectinata, 1671 nucleotides long. RefSeq names its product acyl-CoA Delta-12 desaturase. The record is from RefSeq and is a predicted model, not a curated record. Gene Ontology annotation, molecular function: stearoyl-CoA 9-desaturase activity; iron ion binding. Gene Ontology annotation, cellular component: endoplasmic reticulum membrane. NCBI's taxonomy places the organism in Eukaryota, Metazoa, Arthropoda, Insecta, Diptera, Drosophilidae. Gene Ontology annotation, biological process: unsaturated fatty acid biosynthetic process.